GUUCUCACAUCAGUUAUCACAAUUCAAUCACGCAAGGAAUGUGCAACCCCAGUGAGCUUCUGUUGAUGAUGUUGAUCAUUCCCAUGCGAAUGCCAAAAUGCCUAGCUAACUUACAAACUAUCAUGAAGUUAGGGCCUCAUGUAAACAGCCAUCACAAAAAUCAUGUCCGUCUGACUUGUUGAUCCUGAGGGGGUUUGUGCUGGAGUGUGAGCCGUUCGGUGGCCGUGCAAAAUGGGUUGCAUUUUGUUUGAAUCAUAUAAUAACAUUGCCCAAUGAUCGUUUCUGUCAGCGAUAACAACUUUUUAAGUUUCCCAACACCCUCGAACUCUUGGAUCUGUUCAGACUACGGAGUACAGAGAGUACUCUUUGGAUAAAACCCAUCGAAACUUCCGUCUGGUUUUGGCGCUUCGCCAGACACGAGAUGUUCGGGCGGUGAGCUGGGCAUUGCUACUACGGAUGGCCUUACUAUACAAGCCCUUCGUGAGGCGGCUACCUGCGAAGGUAGUUUUAUUGGGGCAAGUGAACAUCGGCUCAUCCGGGUUGCCAAAUCUGCUGGUCGAAGCGCGGUUGCGCCAUCUUGAAAGAUUGCCCCAAACCUGCUUCAAACAUCAAGAGAUAUGCCAAGGGACAUUUGAACUGGCCUCAUCUUAGAGGCUCAGACGGUUUCCAGGUUGGUGAACGAUUCACGCAGUAUUUCCAAUCAGGGUAUUCUAGUUUUCCCAUGCAUCUUCAGAUGGCAUUAAUGAUGAGUUUUGGCGACGACGGAUUUGACUGCGAGGAGGCUCUGCGAAACCUGCCGGAUCGGGCAAGCCUCAUAAGAGCCUCCUUAACGUCAUCUCUUCCAAGGUUUGACCUCACCUCUUUGACCUCACCUCACCUCUGUUUUAUCCUCGUCCUCUUUCACCAGGACCCUCUGCUGUUGCGAAGAGCACGAUUGAGGGAAGUCUGUGCCAUCAGAGGGACAUAAUCGUCGGUUCAGUUCGUUGGUUUUAUAUCCUUUAGCCCAGUCGUUCGAGCUACAUUACUCCCCUGGCACUUGCUGGUUUCACUGAGAGAUUUCUUUCAUGUAGGAUUGACUUCUCCUAUACAUUCCCGAUACAGUGAAACAGCAUAGGUCCAAGUGCAGAUUAGUCCUAGAUUAAUAGAGCUGUCCCUUCUGCAGUCUACCUUCAUACGUCUAUGAUGAACCCCCCUUGGUAAUAUGACUUCUAACCCCCUAGGUCCAUUAGGCGAGUGCCAUACGAUGGGGGAGGAUCUGUUUUCUGUGAAUCUCCCCAGUGAUGAAGCUGGCCUCUCCCCCACAUCUAAGAAGAUUCUCGAGAAAUGUGCUAUUCCCGUUACCCCUGUUUCCCUGAAUAGUUGUUUCCAAAUUACCCCAACUUUGAUAUCUCGGCCUCCGAAUUCUGACCUCGAGACGGGGGAGUUUAACUUCCAUUUUGCGAAACCCAAGCUUCCAACUCCCAAUUUCACGUCAAGGUUAAAAGCCAAACCUGCUGGAAGCAUCUUAGCCUCUGCAAGUAACCAAAAGGUCAUUGUUAAUCCCUCGGGGACAAAUUGUCCUGAUUCUAAUUGUACCGAAUCGAGCUCAAGUGGAACUUCCGCGCUUUCGAAAGAUAGUGCUAUCAAUAGCGGACAGGUCUCCCCAACAAAAUCUCCGAUCACUCAUGACACUGCUGAAAGAACCUGUGGGCCGACUGCUGGGAUCCAUCGUACUUCAAAAGAAACUGGCCACUCCUUAGAAAUUGGAGAUCGAGCUGAUAGCCAGUCAGAAAACGAUGCAUUGGAGAAGGACAGCAAUUUAGCUACGAAUCAUACCCAGUCGGCGCAAUCACCUAAUCAAGAUCCUACUGGGCCAAUCCCUAAUACCGAUAACUGUAACUCGCCAGCAAGCGCCAGAAGUCACAGCGGGAAUCCCAAACUUACUCCUCCACGACCAUCAGCCAUGAAGGCUACACCGCAACCGAAGUUAAUGGUGAAUUCGAAAGUCACAAAACAUCCGAUGUCUGCGAAGUCAGUGGUCAAUGGCGUGGCUACCAAGCAAGUUACACUCCAGAAAGGAUCUUCAUCUGCAUUUCAACCAUCGGAGGAGGACCUUUUUUACAUGUUGAUCCGUAAGCUCAAAAAGAGGGAUGAGAUGGAAGCAGAAGCUACGGCCAUGAAGGAGAGAAUGAAAGAUGAAAUGCUUGCACUAACUCGAACAAAUGAUGAUUUGCGCUCCAGGUUGCGGGAGUCGCAGAUUUCUGGUAAAAGUCAGCAAGAACGGCUUAACGCUAGCAAUUCACUUGUUGAACGAUGGAAGACAAAGUUUAGUAAGCUACGGACGUUUGUCACCAGUGUUGGGAGUGAUUUUGAGUCUCUCCGGAAAGAAGGACAAAUUCUCAAAUCUACGCAAGAGUCUUUGCUUCAAGAGAAAAAUCAAAUUCAUGAAACCUUGAAACAAAUGAGUGACAGUACUGGCUCAUUGAAAACACGCUGGAGCCAACAUCGUGCAACUAUUGUUGGAGUACGACAGGAAUUCAACACUCUAGAGAAAUCUCUGCUCACAGCGACUACCAGAGUGACGGAGACCGAGAAGCUCCUUUCCAGGGAGAGGAAUCAUGUCGCUACUCUGGAAAACUACAUAAAGAAUCAUUCGGAUAGACAUCAUAAGCAGGCCUUAAACAUCGAUGAAAGGCAAUCUCAGAUGAUAAAAAAGAUAGAUACGAUCCACAAGCAUAUUGAAAGCUGGAAUUCCGCACAGUCUUCCAUCAAGGAUGAACUGGAGUCUGGGUUUACUUCAUGCAUGUCGUUAUUGAAAUCGCUCAGCCAGCAACAAACCUUGAAACCUCAAGACCUAGAAAAGGUAGAUUGUGCAAUUAGGGAUCUUUCUAUGCAGCUUCAUGUUUCCAUUGAAGCGUCGAAAAAGAAUAUGGAGGUAGCAUUCGAUUUGCACACGAACUACGGACAACGGGUGUCAAGCCAGCUGACGGGGUUAGAGACGGCCGUAAAAUCAAACACAGAAGUCGUUUGUCAACUCGCAGAAGCUCGUGAAUUGCACGGAAACCUUCAGGAAAAGCUGAAUGCGGCUGACAAGAGCUUGCAUAUGGUGUCUGCAGAUCGCGACAGACUCAAGUCUCAAGAAGCAUCCCUACAACGACGUAUUCGAGACCUCGAAAUUGAGAUUUCAUCGCUACAAAAGAAUAAAAUUGAGGAUGCUCAGUUCAGGGAUGCCGACAUGUCGUCGGAGCUUCAGAUCCAGCUGGAGGCAACUUCAGCCUCCCUUACCGAAGUGUCAAAUGAGCUCAAAGAGAAACAAAGCGAAAUAAGCGACUUGGAACUAAAGCUGACGGAUACAAUUGAAAGGCUAGCAGCUGCAGAAAGCGAGAUAGCGGGCCUCACAAGCGAAAGGCUUAAGAUUCGCGACGAGGCCCAAAAGACAGAACACAGAGUCAGAGAAGAACUAACAAGGGCAAAUUUGGCAGCGAAAGAUCAGCACAGGGCAUGGUUCGAACAGGAACGGCAUAAACUCAAGCGCGAAAAGAUUUUGGCCGAAAAAAGUGCCCAAAAAGUGGCCGAGGAGCUAAACUCCGUGAAAAUUUCGUUGGAAGCUGCGGAGAAGGGCAAUCACGAGUUAGUUGCAAAGAUGAGCCAACAGCAGUCGGAAAUCGAUAGCCUGAAAAUGACAGCCUCGAAGAGGGAUUCGAAUAUCGCCGCGGAAAUGGAUGAGGUAAAUAUGCUUCAUGCAUCCACCAUACAAGAGCUACAGAGCGCGCAAUGGCAACUUGAGGCUGCAACAAAGGAGAAAGAAGAGCUGAGGCACCAACUAUCCGAAUUACGCAUGAACCUGGCGACCCUGCAAGAGCAGGAACCCUUACAGGAGACAGUAGAGGUCCUUCAGUAUGAAAUUGCAGAGAAGGAUAUAAACCUUCUUUCAUUGAAGGAAGAAUUGUCAAAAUCCGAAGAGAAUAAUAAGACGAUCUCUCAGUUGCAGCAAGAGGUGGCUGAUAAAUCAGCUGAAAUCGCCAUACUGCGCGAGAGGCUGGAUAAUCAAUUGACUUCGGUCACUACAAUAGGGGAAUCGCUUAAGGAGAAGAAUAACGAACUUAUCAUCCUUGAGCAGAAAAUGGAGGCCUUUGGAAAAUUAUCUGCUGAAACGUCCGCACUAAAACGCGAUAUCGAACAAAGGGACAAUGAACUUGCAGAGCUCCGAUCUCGAGUCCAAGAAUCCAACGUUAUUUUCAAAAACACGGAAAGCAUUCUAAGGCAGCUUGGAAUCAUUGGGACUAUGGAAUCGCUGAGAGAUUACUCAAACGUACUACAGUCACGAUUGAAGAUGAUGGCAGGUUCUCUUGAUGGACGACAGCCAAAAGAGCCUAUAGAAUCAGGGCUCCAUAUACCUAUGAGGAUCUCAUCAAAGCGGCAAAGAACAAGCAGGAAACGCAGUAUGUCGUCCACUCAUGCUGAAUGCGCGAGACCCGGUUCUUCUAGCAGAGAGCGCCAAACAACUGAGAUAGUUUAUCGGACACGGAGCACUCGGGAAAUUAUAUCCCCAACGCUUAAGACCCCUUCACGAGGUAAAAAUGCCAAUAGUGGGCUUCCUACGACCUCCACAUCAUUUAUCAGGCCAUUCUCCCGACUGCAAAACGAAACAACCCCGGCUAUUUAUCCUGGAGAGCAAAUGUCUCCCGUACUAGAAUUCACAGAUCUGAACGCAUUGUUCCCAACAACACCUAUGAAUGCCAAAAAUGUUGGUUCUAAUCAAGCACGAAUGGCAGCAGCUCAAAACUCCCUACCCAGUGACAAAGUUAUCCUUCCUUGUGAAGUGGCUAGAACAAAGGAGCGAAGCGCUCUGUGCGUUUCGGAUGCAGUCAAUGAUGCUAUAUGCACAUCUCGCCGUGAUAAAGAAUGCGAGCAAUCUAGGGGUUCUAUAGAGGCCGAAGCUCCUCAUGAGGCUACAGGAAAUGAGCCUGCCGCAGCAGCCAGCACCCCUAACAAAUGUAGGAUUGAUAAUAACCUUGAGGUUCAAGACAAUCCUUGCUCUCCGCCAAAGACAAUCGCUCGUACGUUGAAAAGAAAAAAAAUGUCUGAGGACGAAAUGCAUACAAUGAAGGUUGCAAGCCAGAAAUCCCCGGAAAAGCUCCCUCGCACAGGAAUCCUUAAGGAUACGACAAAGCCAACCUCAUCUACGAUAGAGACUGUAGUGGAAACUCCACCACAUGAGAACAGCGGGGAAACCCCGAUGGGUGCAAGUCCUAAAAUAACUUUUAGACGCCCCUCUCGAAAAUCUAAGUAUUUUAAUCCAACAAACAGCUCGGCGGCUUCGAUUACCGCCAUGGGAGGACGAUGUGGGAGUACAACCAAAAAAUCUCAUCCACCAGCCGGGCGUGUUAGAGAAAGACCUCGUCGGAGACAGAGAGGUGAUCUGUACCACAACAGAUUCUCCCAGAAACCCCCCGGAUAAAUAAGGGCAAUUACAGUGUGAAGCACGGAUUCCUCCGUCCGGAAUCGAAUUGUGCCUCUCUCUACUUAUAUAUUUAUGGAAUGUCAAAGUGGUUGAAUGAGGAGGAGUUAGAUAAACUGUCGAUAUCUUUACUGAUGUGUAAGUUAGCGGAUACAUAUUUUGCAGCGGUCUGCAAUCCGUUCUUUUCGGGAGACUUGAUCAGAGGAAAACAAGCUAGCUUCGCAAUUUCGAAGGGGAAUUCAGCAAGAUGUCGUAAACAUGUAUCGGGUAGUUAAUAUUUUCAAUCCACAUAAUCUAUUAUGUUAAAAACGCCUUGGAUGCAAGAUAAAGACGUCUAAGAAGGGGGAGGUGCAAUGUACAACCGAAUUUUCGCCAAAUAAAUAUCCGGAAAUCCCAACGGUGCCAACAGUAUCGCACAAACAUAUACUCGUACACAGAUAUGGGCCUUCUCUAACCAUAAAUGCACAUUCAAUCCGGACUAGGCCCUCUAGGGAUGGCUUGAGUAAUAUAACUCACUCGUUUCCCAACCGAAAUAGAGACAAGGAAAGCAGAGAAACAGGCUACAUCAAAUGAUGCAACGUGCGGCAUUUCAUCCAUUUCAAUAUAUCCCGCCACACCAACCACUGCCAAUGCAAUGAUGAACCAUCGAUUUGGUGACAUGGGCG
This is a messenger RNA of Blastomyces gilchristii SLH14081, 6105 nucleotides long. RefSeq lists its product as hypothetical. NCBI's taxonomy places the organism in Eukaryota, Fungi, Ascomycota, Eurotiomycetes, Onygenales, Ajellomycetaceae. The transcript is spliced from 9 exons. The record is from RefSeq and is a predicted model, not a curated record. Bases 1202 to 5440 code for a protein of 1412 amino acids.